AUGCGGCAUGCUCCUUGCCCUUCCUACCCUACUCGCUACUGUGAGUCAGUUCUUCGUUUUUUUUUUUUUUUUGGGUCGACUAUGUGUAGCUCUUUUCUAUCCCGCCGUUGUACCCAACUCGCUCCCUCGUUAGAGAUUCUUGUAACCUUCAUGUACAAAGAAAUAAAAAAAGACAAAACACAAGCCUCCGCCGUGUUUGGUGUCGAGGGUUGCGACCAUGCUCUUGCCUUGUUUAUUAGUUUGUGUUUCUCGGUUUAUGCAACUCUGGGAGAAAAUUUAUAUAUCUUGGAAUCAACGGCGGCAAGAUUAGUGCCGAGUCUGACGGGGAGUCAGGGAUUGGUGUGA
Molecule: messenger RNA, 345 nt
Organism: Chondrus crispus (carragheen)
Lineage: Eukaryota; Rhodophyta; Florideophyceae; Gigartinales; Gigartinaceae
Exons: 1
Coding region: 1-345 (114 amino acids)
Source: RefSeq, a predicted model, not a curated record